Messenger RNA from Dermacentor silvarum, 4730 nucleotides. RefSeq names its product caspase (gene Drice). Gene Ontology annotation, cellular component: cytoplasm. Bases 97 to 897 code for a protein of 266 amino acids. The record is from RefSeq and is a predicted model, not a curated record. The transcript is spliced from 5 exons. NCBI's taxonomy places the organism in Eukaryota, Metazoa, Arthropoda, Arachnida, Ixodida, Ixodidae. Gene Ontology annotation, biological process: apoptotic process; execution phase of apoptosis; proteolysis.
GCUGCUUCUGUGUCGUGACAUUCCCCUGUGCUGUCCUUCCCUGAGCGUUGCAAUGGCGGUGUUGGCAGUCUGUCUUCGGGCUGCUGUGUACCCAGAAUGUUCACCGGACGGUCGGCCUCCAAGUACCCUGUGCUGCCCACAUCGCUCGAGGAUGAGGCGUACAACAUGGCCCACCCCAACCGAGGCAAGUGUGUCAUCUUCAACAACAGGCACUUUGAACCCCAUACGAAGCUGAGUGAACGGAGGGGCACGGACUUGGAUGCUGAGAAUCUCUACUACCGCUUCCGCGAGUUGGGUUUCGAGCCAGUCAUCAAUGCCAACAUGACACGCAAAGACAUGUUGGAUGAAUUGGACAGACUGGGCCAGCAAGACUACACAGAUGAUGACUGCUUUGUCUGCUGCAUCCUGACACAUGGUGACCGUGAUGUUCUUUAUGCGACUGAUGGAAAGUUCCCUGUAGACAGCGUGAUGGACCCUUUCCGUGGUGACGUUUGCCCCAGUCUGCUUGGCAAGCCCAAGCUGUUCUUCAUUCAGGCUUGCCGUGGUGAUAGGUUGGAUGCAGGCACUCCAGCAGUCUUGGACACAUCUGAUGCACCGGGCCAAAUCUACCGCAUCCCAACACACGCUGACUUCCUGGCUGCCUACUCAACAGUGCCAGGAUUCUACUCGUGGCGCAACACAUCGCAAGGCUCGUGGUUUGUACAGGGCCUGUGCUCAGUGCUCCAGGAGCGAGCACGGUCUGCAGACCUGUUGUCCAUGUUGACGGUGGUGUGCCGCCGCGUUGCACUUUACUACGAGUCGUGUGUGCCAGGUGACCCCGGCAUGGACCGCAAGAAGCAGGUGCCAUCCAUCACCUCCACGCUCACCCGGCUAGUCUACUUUGGACGGCGUACUUAGGUUUGCCAUUUCUUUUGUUUGUGUUUUGCCAUGUGCCCUCACCUGUCCUCCCUUGUUUUGCCUCAAAGGACCAAAGCUGCAUGUGAGAGAACGUCAUUGGGUGUUUCUUUGAUUUGGCCAGUUGCACUGGCUGAACUAGUCCCUUGCAAAAGGAUUUUUAUCAGGGCAAGUUAAAACCCAUUUUUAAGAGUGUCAAAGCAGCAAAAAAAAAAAAGGACAUAGUAGAAAUGGAACCUGAAAUGUAGCCGCUGUACUUACGUCGAUGCAUUUCUUUUACGUUCCGCUUUUGGCACUGUUAUGUUCCUUAGUUCCUUGGUUUGUUUGUUUAUUGACACGAUGUGACAGUGUGGAAUAUAUGACUUCCGUCAAAAUGUUUGAGGACUUUCUGUAGUAAUAAGUUGCUGUGUAGAUUAUUCACGAUUGCCAUUGCUGAACAGUUCAGGUACUCACAGGCAUCCCAGGGACAAAAAGAGCUUACCUCAUGGCAGCUAAGGUUAAAUGGAACGAUACAUUGCAGUGUAAGGUGAUAAAGGACAAACGGAAGGGAAGGUCAUGGAAUACUUUUAGCGAAGAUUGAACAUCCUGUUUUCUGGAACUUUAGCUAAAUAUGAAACUUUACUGCUGAUUUAGCAAAUUCACAUUAACAAGAUGUUUUAGUGCGCUGUUGUUAGUGUACCACCACCUUUAUUGGUUCAAAGGUGUGGUGGCACUGUGAUUGGGGUGUACUAUAUUAUUUUAAAAAGACACACUGAGCAUUGCCACCUGUCUGUCAAGUGCAUUCACUAAUAGCAUACACAGCUAUAUUGUACUGUGUCCAGUGCUCAAACUCUUUUGAGUGUGAAAAUGUGGGUUGUAUGUAGUGGUAUGCAUCACUAAUUUUAUGUUGUACUGCUAGUUAUAAAGUUGAGUACACAAAGAAAAAAAAGAAGUGCCGACAGUUGCACAUACUAUCAGCAUCAAAAGUUUAGGUGGAGCAGGAUAUCUGGAAAAGAAGCCUGGGCAAAUGGCCUGAAAUUGAGUGUUCAGUCAUCAGGUAGUGCUUCUAAAACAAUGCUACACAUUUAAAGGCUGUAACUCCACCACCCUCUAAACUUCAGACACUGACUGUACUAUCUGUCACAAAAGUUCCCAGGCCAGAGAGCUAAGGGCUGGCCAGGAUGUAAAUUGAUACGACACCAUUAGGCCUAAUGGAGCUGAUCUCUUUCUUUGUUUUUCUUUUAGUGUUGAGGACUAAGACACCUAGGUGUCACUUUAGUCAGCUCAGUUCCAGGGACUGCUGCACGGCCGUACAGAGCUUACGGAUUGACUGGCCACUAGCGCUUCGGCCUUGGAACUUUCGUAACAGUACAGUGAAUUAUAUUGACAUAAAUGGACAGACCCACAUUGGGCAUAUCAUUGGCAUGAAGUGACCUGGAGCAUAGAAUCGCAGCUUCGUAAAUCAGGCAUGAAAAUGGAGCAGCACUUGAAGUGGUAUGACCUAUUUCAGAGGAUUCACUGCCCCAAUCAUAGAACUGCCUUCAUCAGGAGCAAAAAAAAUGUUUAAUUUUUGUUUAGCCAGUGUAAACUUGAAGAGCACUUGGAUCAUCUGAAUAAUUGUACCUUUGCCAUUCUCAUUAAUUUAAAUACCUUGGUUACCAGAGUUUUAUUCAAGUGGAGUGCUCUGCAUGGUAAAACAUCCUUAAUGUUCUUCUACCAUGGUUUGCAAGCUUCUAGAGGUGAUAGCCAUUGCUCUGCUGAUGUGCCUUUCAAGCAGCUUUUUCUAGCCAUGCUCAAUGUAUGCAGAAGUUUGUGAGGGCGUGUUUCCUACCAUGCCUUUUCUUGAUGAUGGAACUAGGUUUAAAGGGGCCCUGAAUCACCCCUUGGGCUUUGUGAAAUAACUUAGUCCGCGGGUAGCAUACGCUGCUGUGAACAUCUCAGCCAAGUUUUGCUGUCGUAUGCGGUGCGUGGAGCUCGCAAGCGGAGCGCGAAGUCACCUUUCUCUCAAACGCCCUCGUUUCAACAAAGCCAUGAUCCUCACUCUCUUCUGUGUGCUUUAUUGUGCAAUAAAGCGCAUUCCAAUACGCAGCUGCUAUUCGUCGCAGCAGUUGGUUAGACUGCGGCUCUCUAAGGACAACCGCGUUUGGCAUACGUUUAGCGUGGUGUAGGCAAAAAUCAGAAAUUUGAACUGCGCGCCACGUUGGCGUUUUGAAGGCGGAGCGUUGUGGCCCCACCCCACUCUGCCGUAGCCUUCGCAGUGCAAGGCAUUGAAGAAGGAAGGGGGAGCACAGCUGAUGCUGUGUUUGAUUGCCAAUAACUCUGCUUCCGCUGAACGCAUUGAAGUACUUUUUGCGGCAAAGUAUUUCUGAAAUAGCCUAUUUUCACCUCAAAUGUCUUUCUCCACUUCGAUAAGAAGUGGUUCUGGGCCCCUUUAAGUAUUGGGACGUUGUGUGGAGCCUGUGUUGAUUUAGUUUGCUGAGAGAAAUCUGCAUGUCUAGAACUUAUAUAAACCUCUGCACUACUGAAUUCUUUUUAGUGCAGGCAUAGCUUUGGGGUGGGAAAACUUGUCAGUUAGCCAGUUUUCUGUUGAGAUACUGUUUUUCUUUUUGACAAAUGAUGCUGACAAAUGAUGCCAUGAUACGUUGUGGUAAUGGCGCCACUUCUUGACCACAGUGCAGCACGUGUAAAGUACUGUUAGUACUUGUUGCUGCACCAAGUGUAUAUACAUUUUGCUUGCGUAGAGAAAGUACUUUAAGGUGUAAGUGUUGUUUUGAAGUCCUUUUUGACCAAAGCCAAAUUUAGCCAUGUAUUUUAGUGUCAACCAACACUUUUGCUAUGCAUAGCCGGUGCAUUGCCAACACAGAGGUGUGCAAGAGGGAUCAGAGCUGUUAGCUUUCUUUUUGAUCCCAAAAGGAUGGGGGUUUUGUAAAUGCCCCACAUUGUGUUUAUUUUCCUCCCAGCAUUUUUUGUUGCUGUGUGUUUGAGCCAAAGCCAUGUCUUAGAAUGAUUCACAUCAUCUACGAGAACCGUCUGUUGGAACAUCAGCUUUUCAAAGGGAUGUCACACAUUGCAUUUGUGUGAUGGCAUCAUGGCCAGUGUUAGAUUUUGAUAAUUUAGUGAAUGGGAACAGGGUCCCCAUGACGAGAGAGAGAAAUGGAAGAAAAGGCAAUACAUAGAUUGUCAUUAAUUUCACUUUGAUUUGCUGAAUUUUUUCACGUGGUAAUGUACUGCCCUACCCUGUCCUGUCCUUUUCAGGGUCUGACAUGAUGUUUGGGAUGCUAUUCAAAGUCAGAUUAACAUGCAACUGCUCUCGAAAGUGAAAAAAAAACAGCCUCAAAACAGCAAGCAGAUGAAAUAGUAUGCAGAGUUGUGUUUAAAAUGGUGAGCUAUCAUGAAGUGAGCAUGCAAGUGCCAUGUGCACACUGUUGGCAAUACCUAUCUCAGCAGCUGCACUUCUGUGCUGGUUGGAACAUUUUAAAAGGCCUUAUUUUAAGGAGCCCCUCUCCAGGCAUCAUCGUAAAUUUUGUUUGUACAUUAGGGAGUUGAAAGGGCUGCUCAGGGAGCAUUCUACUGUAAUAAUAAAGGUUUAGUAGUUGUAGUCAAGAUAAAAGCAUGUGAGCUACCCUCCCUAUGCGGCACCUCUCUCUAGUUGCCUCAGCCAGUGCUUGUAGAAAACAUUCCUCUCCUGCCUUCUGCCAUGGUGGAGUUGCGGCUACUUUCAUCAGAUACGUAGCAGACAAAAAAUUGGGACAAAAGAGAGACAGAAGUCAAGGUGCACCAACUCACCCAUACCACCCAGCUUGUUUGCUUUUGUCACGAGCGCCAUCUCUCUCUCUUUAAAAAAAAAUGUUUUUUCU